UCACUUUCAGAGAGAAGCUUUCUAAUAAGAGGACCUGCAUGUUACUCCUCCCUGUCUUCACCAGCGGUUUUGAAGAUCAGCAGAAGUUCUUGUUAACACAUAAAUGAACAGCUGAAAAAACCCUCAUAAAUCAUGGCUGCAGCUUCAGCUGAUUCACUGACACACAAAAACUUCUGGAGCAACCAAACCAACAUGGCCAUAAAUGCCUCAGAAAUUCAAAACAAUGACAGUUGUCCCUUAGACGACAACUCGCUGUCACUCACUUUGAUAGUUUUUUAUUCCAUAAUUUUUGUUGUUGGAUUGGCUGGAAAUAUUAUAGCCCUGUUUGCCUUCCUGUGCAUUCAUCAGAAAAGGAAUUCUAUCCAAGUUUACUUGCUAAACGUGGCUGUUGCAGACCUUCUGCUGAUCUUCUGUCUUCCCUUCCGAAUACUCCAUCACGCUAACAAAAAUAUUUGGAUGUUUGGACGGAUUUUAUGCAAGAUUGUAGGAACUCUGUUUUACAUGAACAUGUACAUUAGCAUAGUACUGCUGGGACUAAUUAGUCUAGAUCGUUACAUAAAAAUAACUCGGUCUGUGAAGCGUCCUAAAAUGUUAACUCCGACACGAAGUAUUCAGAUUUGUUGUGUCGUGUGGGCAAUUGCACUAUCAGGGUUUACAGUAGUAGUUGCACCAUCUUUCUUUAAGAGUGAGGACAGCAAUUCUACUCUGUGCUUCCAUUACCGAAGUAAACGGAAAGCAAAGACAGAAGCGAUUUUAAAUUAUAUCACGGUACUAAUUUUUUGGAUAGUCUUUUUCCUCUUGAUCCUUUCGUACCUCAAAAUCGGCAAGAGCCUCCUGAAAAUUUCGAGGAGAAGAUCAAAUUUUCCCAACGCAGGAAAAUACACCAAGACAGCAAGAAAUUCCUUCAUUGUACUCAUCAUUUUCACCGUCUGUUUUGUUCCUUAUCACAUCUUCCGGUUUGCCUACAUUACAUCACAGCUACAAAACCCCUCCUGUUAUUGGAAGCAGAUCAUUCACAAAUGCAACGAGGUGAUGCUCAUAUUUUCAUCAUUUAACAGCUGCCUAGACCCAGUCAUGUAUUUCCUGAUGUCCAGAAGCGUCCGUAAGGCUGUAUUCCAACUCAUUUGCAGAAAGAUUCACGGAGAUUCAAGCCUAAACACGGAAAGCACUUCAGACAUAAAACUUGGACAAUAUACACAGGAGAGAUUAUCUACUCUCACUCCCCACUCAAGUUACUCAAGGAAGAAGUUUGUGGUUUGACUGUUUAAAUGAAUGGAUUUCUCUAUGAUGUUGCUCCAGAAUAUCAGUUGCAGAUCACGAAAUGCUCAACUCUACAGCUACUAAUCCUGCCUCUUUCCUCCUGGUCAAAAAAUGAGAAGUCUUGCUUCUGGUUGUGAAAACGAGAAGUUACUUUUCAGAAGUAUUUCGCUCUUGUUUAUCCGUGAAAACAAAUUAGGAAGUUCUGGGACAACCUGUGUUGGACUAAACUAGAACACUAACUCUUUAAGGAGAUUUCCACGAAGGUGUUCAGACCUGUAUAAGGAAUCUUGUAUAUAUACAUUAAUAUUAGUAACUUGUGUAUGUAAAUAAUAGAUGAAUUUUGCAAAAAGUAAAUUGUGUUCCUAUUUGAAAGAUCUAUAUAAACCAUUACAGAUUUUAUACAACUCUCUGUUUUAACAGGUUUCAAAAAGAUUAGUAUUUCAACUACGUUUAUAAGUGUAUUUUUUUGGAAGAAAGUAUUUUAGAAUUUAGCAGCAUAUGUGGCUUGAAAAUGAGGUGAAGAAUACAACAGCUAUUAAUUCAGUUAGAAUUACAAAAGAUACACUUAGUUUUAUUAAACAGCAAAAUUAAAAUAUUCAAGCCUCCUAAACCCCUUAUUAUAUUUUCAAGAGUUUAAUGAAUGUCAAGGUCGAACACCUAAGGAAAAGCAAGCAAUGCUUUCAGAAAAUCAGAAUUAACGAAGGAGAGAUGACAUGGAGGUAUUUUCAAUUACCUAAGAUUUCCUUCAAACUCUGACACAUUUGGUGGCUGCAGCUACACAAAGUAGUUCAGCAAGGCACAUAAACUCAGAGAACUGAGCACAAAGGGCAGCCUGGCUCAGUCACUGUUCUACUUACAGAUUUCCACAGCCACACGUUUCAGCUGCACGCUUGUGAUUAAAAUAAU
Empidonax traillii (willow flycatcher) is the source of this 2166-nucleotide messenger RNA. RefSeq names its product G protein-coupled receptor 34 (gene GPR34). Bases 133 to 1260 code for a protein of 375 amino acids. NCBI's taxonomy places the organism in Eukaryota, Metazoa, Chordata, Aves, Passeriformes, Tyrannidae. Gene Ontology annotation, biological process: G protein-coupled receptor signaling pathway. The transcript is spliced from 2 exons. Gene Ontology annotation, cellular component: membrane. Gene Ontology annotation, molecular function: G protein-coupled purinergic nucleotide receptor activity. The record is from RefSeq and is a predicted model, not a curated record.